ACUCUGAGUCUCACACCAAUAGCGGAAAACCCCAAAUAAAACCCAAAAAUGAAUACUUUCCUCUUCUCUCUCCUAAAACCCCACACCACCUCUGAACCCACCAAGCUUCUUCUACAUCACCACCACCAAUGGCGCGGCAUAGCCAAGGUCCGCCUGAAAUGGGUCAAGAAUCGGAGCUUAGACCACAUCAUCGACACCGAGACCGAUCUCAAAGCUGCUUGCCUCCUCAAAGACGCCAUCAAGCGCUCGCCAACUGGCUUCCUUACCGCCAAGUCCUUCGCCGAUUGGCAAAAGCUUCUCGGCCUAACUGUCCCAGUUCUUCGCUUCAUGCGCAGGUACCCUACUCUUUUUCAAGAAUUUCCACAUGCCCGCUAUGCCAGUUUGCCCUGUUUUAAGUUAACAGACACUGCACUAUUGUUAGACUCACAAGAACAGAGUAUACACCAAACCCACGAGAGUGAUACUGUGGAGAGGCUUUGUAGAGUGCUUAUGAUGACAAAAAGUAAGACUAUACCGCUCCAAUCUUUGUAUCCCCUGAAAUGGGAUCUGGGUUUGCCUGAUGGUUUUGAGAAAGUGUUGGUUCCAAAAUACCCUGAUUGUUUUAGAAUCAUUAAGGCCUCAAAUGGGAUUGGUUGCUUGAAGGUCAUACAAUGGCCCAAGGAGUAUGCGGUGUCGGAAUUGCAGAGGAGUAAAGAGGGUGGUGAUUUAGGGGAUGAGUAUAGACAAUUCAAGAGGGGGCAGACUGUGUUGGCGUUCCCGAUGAAUUUUCCAAAGGGUUAUGGAGGGCAGAAGAAGGUUAGGGUAUGGAUGGAGGAGUUUCAAAAGUUACCAUACAUUUCGCCCUAUGAGGAUUCUAGGCAUAUUGAUCCUAAUAGUGAUCUUAUGGAGAAAAGGGUUGUUGGAGUUUUGCAUGAGUUAUUGAGCUUGACUCUUCAUAAGAAGACCAAGAGGAACUACUUGAGAAGCUUGAGAGAGGAACUAAAUCUUCCUCAUAAAUUUACGAGAAUUUUCACAAGGUAUCCGGGGAUUUUCUACCUCUCAUUGAAAUGUAAAACAACCACUGUUGCUCUCAGGGAAGGGUACCAGAGAGGGAAAUUAGUGAACUGGCAUCCCCUCACACGCGUGAGAGAGAAGUUUUAUCAUGUCAUGAGAACAGGGCUUCUUUAUCGCAGUAAAGGUGUGCACUUGCUAUCCCCGCAAGAGAUUUUACUUAACAGUGUGGAGAGUGAAAGUGGGCCGGAAGAAUCUGAAGAGGACGAGGUUGGAACAGGUGAUGAAUGCUAUGAGGAUGAAAUGUCAAAUUUGGAUUCGGAAGGGUCUGAUGAAGAUUAAUGUUUGUAUCAGAGAACUUCAACAUUUUGCUUGAAUUGGAUAGAAGCCAUUAUUGACUUUCAAGUAAGAAAUUCUGAACAAAAGUUCCCUUUAUAGAGUUUUCUUGUUUAUGGGCCUUCAAGUAGUGGCCUUCUCAGGUGAACCAAUAAGGCCAAGCAGCAUUUCAAGUUAACAUGAAGAUGAUGGUCCAAGGGUGUAGGAUGACUUCUCUUCACGUUGAAAUCUCCAAAAAUCUUCCAAAUAGUGGACAUGAAAUGCAGUGACCAAGGCACCUAAUUGAAUUGAUGUAACAGCAGAGAAUGAAGUUGUAAAGUAUUUUCACAGAUAAAACACUACUGGAUUCGAUAGGGGCUGUAUAAUUCCAAACAAACAGCAGAUCUGCUUGUACCAUUUAGGUCAAGGGCAACAAUGUAACAAAUUCUCAGUCCCAAUUUUGAACAAAGAAAAUUUUCAGGGAAAGUUUGGUGCAUAAUAAAUAGUUUGAUUCCUUUGA
Prunus dulcis (almond) is the source of this 1825-nucleotide messenger RNA. RefSeq names its product protein WHAT'S THIS FACTOR 9, mitochondrial. Gene Ontology annotation, molecular function: RNA binding. The transcript has 2 exons. NCBI's taxonomy places the organism in Eukaryota, Viridiplantae, Streptophyta, Magnoliopsida, Rosales, Rosaceae. Bases 49 to 1332 code for a protein of 427 amino acids. The record is from RefSeq and is a predicted model, not a curated record.